Molecule: messenger RNA, 1405 nt
Organism: Colossoma macropomum (tambaqui)
Lineage: Eukaryota; Metazoa; Chordata; Actinopteri; Characiformes; Serrasalmidae
Gene: fgf2
Product: fibroblast growth factor 2
Exons: 4
Coding region: 407-874 (155 amino acids)
Biological process (GO): regulation of cell migration; fibroblast growth factor receptor signaling pathway; positive regulation of protein phosphorylation
Cellular component (GO): cytoplasm
Molecular function (GO): fibroblast growth factor receptor binding; growth factor activity
Source: RefSeq, a predicted model, not a curated record
GAGAGAGAGAGAGAGAGAGAGAGAGAGAGAGAUAUUCCACAGACUGUCGCCAGCUGCUGUAAACACUUCAGCUCCGGACAGGAGGACACACAAACACACACUCACUGGUAUGGCUCAACCAGAUCAUCAUCAUCACCACCAACAUCAUCAUCUUCAUCAUCAUCACCACCAACAUCAUCACCAUCGUUGUCACAGCUCAGCUCUCUCUGCUGCAGAACAAGCCGGAGCCUGCAGCUCAGCACGAUCCAAACCAUAGGAAGAGAAGGAGCGAGAGAACAGAGGAGGAGGGGGGCGGCGUAGCCGAGAGGCCGCUGCAGAGGGGCUCCAGCAUUACAGAGGGCUUCGCAGGACUGAGUGAGGGAACUCCAGGCGAAGCGAGAAAGCGAGAGGGCGAGAGAGGGCUGCGAUGGCCACCGGAGAAAUCACCACUCUGCCCUCGGCCCCGGCGGACGGAGGCAGCAGCGGCUUUCCUCCGGGAAACUUCAAGGAACCCAAACGGCUCUACUGCAAGAACGGCGGCUACUUCCUGCGGAUCCACCCGGACGGGAGGGUGGACGGGAUCCGGGAGAAAAACGACCCAAACAUCCGGCUGCAGCUCCAGGCCACGUCGGUAGGAGAGGUGGUCAUCAAAGGCUUGUCUGCGAACCGCUACUUGGCCAUGAGCUCUGACGGGAGGCUAUAUGGAGCGAGACGACCGACUGAAGAAUGUCAUUUCCUGGAGCGUUUGGAGGCGAACAACUACAACACCUACAGAUCACGGAAAUAUCCAGAUUGGUACGUGGCCCUGAAGAGGACGGGGCAGUAUAAGAGUGGAUCUAAAACCGGACCUGGCCAAAAGGCUAUCCUCUUUCUCCCCAUGUCUGCCAAGGGCUGAACUUCUUCUGUGUGAGUUUUCACCACCAGUUGAAGGUGAAACGUUCUUCAGAGAUGUGAAAAGCAAUGUGGAUAACCAAAUAGAGUGACAUAAUAAUAUAAAAUUAAUCUUUUUUAACCAGCAAUCAAACAAUAAAAUGCUACAGAUUCCACAGAUCAGCCGUGAUUAUAAACACUGAAAACUAAUCUUCUUUCACAAGCUUGUAGAAGGAUCUAUUGUUCUAAAGGCUGUGCUGGGCUGUCAUUCCAGUUUGACCCUGCACCAAAGUUAUAGGAAAGGGUUUUGUAAGUCGGAAUUGCUCUUCAUUGUCUUUUAGUUGGGGUCCACACUUUGAUAGAAUGUCACAACUACAUAAUGUGAGUUUAAAUUAUGCUGCUUCUGAGACUUCCAUAUGUCUUCUAUUAUAACCUUGCAUUGCGUCUAGUUGAUUUUAACAAAAGGGAUUUUGUGGGAGGAAAAAAAAAACACUAUGGAUUGUUAAUUUUAUGUAGUUUCUAUUACAUUUAUGACAAUAUAUUACUUGCAACUUUU